UCUGUCACCUGAGUUACUGAAGCUGGACAUUGAUCGGUAAGGGGUAUCUGGGACCUUGCCCCUAACUGGGCAUGUGGCUGGUUUACAGGCAGGCCUGGAGGCAGGAAGGAAGGCAGGAGAGCCCAGAUUAAGGCAGCCACUGGGUAGAUCGAGAAGUGGGGAAACCGGUUUGUCAUUUGGGCCACUUGGGGUGGGGUCUCCUCUCCUGGGCUCUCCGUGUGCCUGCCACUCUAUCCUGUGGCCUUCAGCAGAGAUAUAUGCACUGUGCUCUUUUCUCGCUGGUCUGAACUGACCUGGGGAAUGCCAGGAGUAAGUAAAGGGAGCAGGGGGCUCAGCCCACCUUCUCCUUCCCAAGAGAGUCUGGAGGGAGAAGGGACUGGCCAGAAAGUCGGAGGAACUCAGGGAUGCAGCAGUCUGAGCUGCUCAAAGAGGGGUGGGCGCCCACCUGGUCUGGAGCUGGAGAACUUGGAGAAGCCCACAGGGCUCCAGCGUGCUUCCGGAGGGAAGUCUCCAGGACUCUGUUCCCUCUGUUUAAAGUCUCCAGAUCCCGAGCGGAGCAGCCCCCCCAUGCUGUCUGCGGACGAUGCCGAGUACCCGAGGGAGUACCGGACCCUGGGGGGCGGGGGCGGCGGGGGCGGCGGGGGCCGGCGCUUCUCCAACGUGGGGCUGGUGCACACGUCCGAGCGGCGGCACACGGUGAUCGCGGCCCAGAGCCUGGAGGCGCUCAGCGGGCUGCAGAAGGCGGACGCGGACCGCAAGCGCGAUGCCUUCAUGGACCACCUGAAGAGCAAGUACCCGCAGCACGCCCUGGCGCUGCGGGGCCAGCAGGACCGCAUGCGCGAGCAGGUUGGCGGCUGGACCGUGGACCCUGUGUGCCUCCUCAGCUCCCUCUGCUCCCACCUGCAUGGCGACUCCGCCCCCUCCGGGGCUGGCCAGCCCGCCCAGCAGCCAAACUACUGGAGUUUCAAGACCCGCAGUUCACGCCACACUCAGGGAGCCCAGCCAGGGUUGGCAGACCAGGCAGCCAAGCUGUCCUACGCUUCGGCUGAGUCGCUGGAGACCAUGUCGGAGGCAGAGCUGCCCCUGGGUUUCAGCAGGAUGAACCGCUUCCGACAGAGCCUGCCCCUCUCUCGCUCUGCCAGUCAGACCAAGCUUCGUUCACCAGGGGUGCUGUUCCUGCAGUUCGGGGAGGAGACGCGGCGCGUGCACAUCACGCACGAGGUCAGCAGCCUGGACACUCUGCACGCGCUCAUCGCGCACAUGUUCCCGCAGAAGCUCACCAUGGGCAUGCUCAAGUCGCCCAACACCGCCAUCCUCAUCAAGGACGAGGCGCGCAACGUCUUCUACGAGCUGGAGGACGUCCGAGAUAUCCAGGACCGCAGUAUUAUCAAGAUCUAUAGGAAAGAGCCUCUGUACGCCGCUUUCCCUGGCUCUCACCUCACCAAUGGAGACCUCCGGAGAGAGAUGGUGUACGCGUCGCGGGAGUCGUCGCCCACGCGGCGCCUCAACAACCUGUCGCCGGCCCCGCACCUGGCGUCCGGUUCGCCGCCGCCGGGGCUGCCGUCGGGGCUGCCGUCGGGGCUGCCGUCGGGCUCGCCAUCCCGCUCGCGCCUCUCGUACGCGGGGGGCCGGCCGCCCUCGUACGCCGGCAGCCCGGUGCACCACGCGGCGGAGCGGCUGGGCGGCGCCCCGGCCGCGCAGGGCGUCAGCCCCAGCCCCAGCGCCAUCCUGGAGCGGCGCGACGUGAAGCCGGACGAGGACCUGGCGGGCAAGGCGGGCGGCAUGGUGCUGGUGAAGGGCGAGGGGCUCUACGCCGACCCCUACGGGCUGCUGCACGAGGGCCGGCUGAGCCUGGCGGCGGCGGCCGGGGACCCGUUCGCCUACCCCGGCGCGGGCGGGCUGUACAAGCGCGGCUCGGUGCGCUCGCUCAGCACCUACUCGGCCGCGGCGCUGCAGUCGGACCUGGAGGACUCGCUGUACAAGGCGGCGGCGGCGGGCGGCGCGGGCGCGCUCUACGGCGACGGCUACGGCUUCCGCCUGCCGCCCUCGUCCCCGCAGAAGCUGGCCGACGUGGCCGCGCCCCCCGGGGGGCCCCCGCCGCCGCACAGCCCCUACUCGGGGCCCCCCAGCCGCGGCUCCCCCGUGCGCCAGUCCUUCCGCAAAGACUCGGGGUCCUCCUCGGUCUUCGCCGAGAGCCCCGGAGGCAAGAGCCGCAGCACGGGAGGCGCCUCCGUGGCCGGGGCCCCUCCUCCGGAGCUCUUCCCGGGGCCCGGGGAGCGCUCCCUCGUGGGGUUCGGACCACCGCCGGCCAAGGACACGGAGACCAGGGAGCGCAUGGAGGCCAUGGAGAAGCAGAUCGCCAGCCUCACAGGCCUGGUGCAAAGUGCCCUACUACGAGGCUCAGAGCCGGAGACCCCAAGUGAGAAGAUCGAAGGCUCCAAUGGAGCAGCCACCCCCUCCGCAGCUUGUGGGUCUGGUAGCCGGAGCAGUGGGGCUACCCCGGUUUCUGGCCCUCCCCCACCCUCAGCCAGCAGCACUCCUGCAGGGCAGUCCACUGCUGUCAGCCGUCUGCAGAUGCAGCUGCACCUGCGGGGCCUGCAGAACAGCACUAGUGACCUGCGCGGUCAGCUCCAGCAGCUGCGCAAGCUCCAGCUGCAGAACCAGGAGUCGGUGCGCGCGCUGCUAAAGCGCACCGAGGCGGAGCUGAGCAUGCGCGUAUCGGAGGCGGCCCGGCGGCAGGAGGACCCGCUGCAGCGGCAGCGCACCCUGGUGGAGGAGGAGCGGCUGCGCUACCUCAACGACGAGGAGCUCAUCACCCAGCAGCUCAAUGACUUGGAGAAGUCAGUGGAGAAGAUCCAGAGGGACAUAACUCACAACCACCGGCUGGUACCCGGCCCCGAGCUGGAGGAGAAGGCCCUGGUGCUGAAGCAGCUCGGAGAAACGCUGACAGAGCUUAAGGCUCAUUUCCCAGGUUUGCAGAGCAAGAUGCGGGUAGUGCUGCGUGUCGAGGUGGAGGCGGUGAAAUUCCUGAAGGAGGAGCCACAGCGGCUGGACGGGCUCCUCAAGCGCUGCCGUGGGGUCACAGACACGUUGGCCCAGAUCCGCAGGCAAGUGGACGAGGGUGUGUGGCCACCCCCCAACAACCUCCUCAGUCAGUCCCCCAAGAAGGUGGCUGCGGAGACAGACUUCAACAAGGGCUUGGACUUUGAAAUGCCACCCCCCAGCCCCCCACUGAACCUCCAUGAGCUGACCGGGCCAGUCGAAGGAGCCCCUCUCACCCCUAAGAGCGGCAACCCCACCAAAGGCCUGGACACCCCCAGCAAGAGAAGCAUGGACAAGGCCGUGGCUGUUGAGGCUGCGGAGCGAGACUGGGAGGAGAAGCGGGCAGCUUUGACCCAGUACAGCGCCAAGGACAUCAAUCGACUGCUGGAGGAGACACAGGCUGAGCUGCUCAAGGCCAUCCCUGACCUGGACUGUGCCAGCAAGGCCCACCCGGGCCCCGCCCCCACUCCGGACCACAAGCCCCCAAUGCCCCACGGCCAGAAGGCAGCCCCGCGGACGGAGCCCAGUGGAAGGAGGGGCUCAGAUGAACUGACGGUGCCCCGAUACCGCACAGAGAAGCCCUCCAAAUCACCCCCGCCACCCCCUCCCCGCCGGAGCUUUCCUUCCUCCCAUGGCCUGACCACCACGCGCACGGGAGAGGUGGUGGUCACCAGCAAGAAAGACUCAGCCUUCAUCAAGAAAGCUGAGUCUGAGGAGUUGGAGGUGCAGAAACCCCAGGUGAAGCUGCGCCGGGCUGUGUCUGAGGUGGCCCGCCCUGCGUCCACACCACCCAUCAUGGCUUCGGCCAUCAAGGACGAGGACGAUGAGGACCGCAUCAUUGCUGAGCUGGAGGUGUUUGAGAGAAGCUCAGUGUCCUCCCUCCCCCCUACGCCCCGCCGUCAGCCGAUCCCCAUCUUGCUGUCCCCUCAGGAUCUGGGGGCCCCCGGGGGCUCAGCCCCAGGCCCCAUACGGAAGGCUGCCCCGGGUCCCCGGGCAUUCUGUGUCCCACAGAUCAUCUUGACAGAGUGUCCCCCCAGCAUUUCUUCCCCACCCGAGGCCAGCUUUGAGAAGCCAGGUCCCAGGAUGGCGCCCAUGCCAAGACCCCGUACUCUGACUGGCAGUAGGAGGGCCUGGAAUGGUCCACAGGCCCUGCCUGGGCAGGUGGCUGAGGCUCCCUGGCCCAAGAACAGCCUGAUGCCCAAGGAGCAAGGGGAAACUCUGAAGAACCUGGCCAUAGGAGGCCAAAGCUCAGAAGAUGUAGGAGCCAGAGCCCCCUGUCCUUGGGGACCCACUGUUCCUGAGAAGCAUCCAGAAGAGACUCCCAAGGAGUCCAGGCGAGCUAGCCAAACCUGCCCUGAGGAGCAGCCUGCAGCCGGCCCUGGCUGCUCAGUACGAGGCUCCACCCUGCCGAGGAUGGACAGUCUAGAGGAGACGCUCUGGGAGCUGGAAGCCACCCUGAAGGAGAUGGGCACUGCCCCCACCACGAGGCACCCUGGAAGCACCCUGCCCCCGCCCCCCAGGCCCCAGAGUGGCGGCGGCAGCGUGCCACCCAUGAAGGUGGUGACUCCCGGGGCCUCUCGGCUGAAGGCGACGCAGAGCCAGGUGGGCAGCCCUGACAAAGGCAAGCACAGCAAGCAGAGGGCGGAGUACAUGAGGAUCCAGGCCCAGCAGCAGGCCACUAAACCAUCUAAAGAGAUGAGCGGGUCGAAUGAGACCUCGAGCCCAGUCUCAGAAAAGCCCUCGGGUUCCAGAACCUCCAUCCCUGUAUUGACUUCCUUUGGGGCAAGGAAUUCUUCCAUCUCCUUCUAGAAGCCCCUCCCACCUCCAUCCCAGCCUGUGCCCUCCCUCACGCCUGCCAUCACUCCCUUCCUUCCUCCCUCCCUCUCCACUCCACCUCACUCUGCAAGGGUUGCCGCGCGCGCGCGUGGCCCUCCUCUGACCUCUGUAUCCAUCCCCCCAUUGGUGUUUUUGGUUUUUAAAAUGAAUCACUUUAAAUUAUCUCCUUUAAAAAAAACAAACAACAACUUUAAAAGCAAAAGAGUACAAGUGAAAACCAAACACACCGCCUUCCCUUGACUUCCCCCUGUUCCAAGCGGCCUGUCCUUGGCCCGCGUCCUGUCAUCCUUUCUCCCUCUUCUCUUUCACCUUCUUCCUCCCAAGUCCAUCCUGAAGUUCCCCUCUCCUCCCGCCCCCUCCUGCCUUCCCCCCCCCCCUAAUUUCCCAAGAAUACCCGGAACAAACUCUGAGCCACGGAGACUUGGAGCAGCAAGAGACUCCUCCCCUUACUGCGUCCCUUCCUGGAGGAGCGCUGGACAUUGGACCAACCCCAGCACCAGGCUGGACCGUGGGACGAGAAAAACCCUGGCCCUGGAGGUGCCCCACUCCCCGUCCAGCCUCAGAAGAGACAGUGAACGCUGCUGCUACUCCACCCCUUUCCUCACCAGCCCCAGGGGGCCCGAAAGACAGCCAGGACUGUAG
This is a messenger RNA of Perognathus longimembris pacificus (Pacific pocket mouse), 5520 nucleotides long. RefSeq names its product SRC kinase signaling inhibitor 1 (gene Srcin1). Gene Ontology annotation, cellular component: cytoplasm; actin cytoskeleton; postsynaptic density. NCBI's taxonomy places the organism in Eukaryota, Metazoa, Chordata, Mammalia, Rodentia, Heteromyidae. The record is from RefSeq and is a predicted model, not a curated record. Gene Ontology annotation, biological process: regulation of dendritic spine morphogenesis.